GUUUUAAUAGUACUUGGCAAAGUUUAGUCAAUGAAGCUGCAUUUAGAAUCAAUACUUGAACAGGCGCAAGCACACAAUUUCGUCAUUGUAAAAUGCGCUAAAACUACUGAUAAAAAGAGAGAGAAACUUGCGGCGACGCAUCCGUCGUGACGUCUGACGAUGCUUCACACAUGAUGUAUAGGUGACGGUAGAAACGUGUUUUUUCGGUAAUUCUUCAAUAAAUUUCAAAAAAAUGUGUGCCAGCAAUUCAGAAAUCACUCAGCACAUCCAAAACAUUUCACUCGUCAAUAACGUAAUCCAAGAUGAUCCAACAGAAAUACUUAAACUUAAAAAUGGAAAAAAGGAAUGCGACAAUUUUUUUUUUAUAAAAAGUGCCACUAAACAAGUAGAAAAUAGUGAAGAACAAUCCCAAAGAAAUAGUUCUACAAAACUAGUACCACAGAAGAAAUUUGAAGAUAUUAUCGAAGAAACCGUUUUGAAAGCAAUACCCCUAAAUCACGAUCAAGCAGAAAUCCCUAAUACAAAAUGUACCGAUACUUCCGAAAGUGACUUCCGCACCCCUCCAGAUUCAGUACCAUUAUCUUUCGUUUCCAAUUUAUCCGAUGGUUACAAAUGGAAAGGAUUUCCCCGCUCUUUUGAAGAUCCUAGGAUUUACAAACGUACCACAAAAGGAGAAGAAGAAAACAAUUUCACCUACAAAGGUCUUCCAGCGAGCGCGCAAGAAAAAUUACCCAAAGAAAGUUGUGAUGAAAACAAAAAGAAAAACAUACGACUGCUUAAAUGGAAAGAUAUGCCAGUGCAUUUGCAAUUCAAUCCCUAUAUAAGAACAGGAUACAGACCCAUGCUAUCAGCAUGGGGUUGUAUACGCAGUCUAUUUUACAUACACAAUGAAACGUUUAAUAUCGUCACUCAUGGUAUGCCAAUACUAUAUAUAAUUCUAAAAACACCCUCAAUAACAAAUUGGGCAAGUUCAGAAUUACAAGUUCUUUCAUGGUGUCACGUUGCUGGAAUUAUCAGCCCAUGGAUAGGUAGUUUUACUUAUCAUUUGUUCAUGAAUAUGAACAGAGAUCAGCAUUUUUAUCACCGACUUUUACAGCUGGAUAUGUUGGGAAUAUGGAUUUGUCAAAGUAUUGGGGCAAUGCCGAUGGUGUUUACUUUUAGUCACUGUUUUGAAAAACUGACAAAAUGGUUAUGCAUAUCAUUCUAUUGCCUAGUAGCACUUUGGGGGCUCUAUAAAGCAAUGUUAGCAAUAUCUCCAUGGGAACGUAGGUUGUGUUUUAUUCUUCCAUUUUCUUUAAGAAUUUUACUGUGUGGUUUCCGUUUUCUACACUUUGGUGGCGGGGAUCCAAACGCACUUUUGCAUCUUUUACUACAGGAUUUUAUAGCUGUGAUAGGAGCGAUUAUUGGCGCUCUCCAUAUUCCAGAAAAAUGGUUUCCAGGACAUAUGGAUAAAUGUUUAAAUUCCCACAAUAUAAUGCAUCUUUUCGUAGUCGCGGCAGUUUAUUCAAUGCACGAAGCAACCAUGCAAGAUCUUAAAUGGAUUAACGAAGUACAAUGCAUCAGUGAGCAAUUAUUUUAAUUGAAAACUAGUUCUUCCCCUGCCCCCGCCCAUUUUUUUACUCCACUAUGACGUAGUGUCGGCCA
Agrilus planipennis (emerald ash borer) is the source of this 1644-nucleotide messenger RNA. Its product is annotated as progestin and adipoQ receptor family member 4. Gene Ontology annotation, cellular component: membrane. The record is from RefSeq and is a predicted model, not a curated record. Lineage: Eukaryota; Metazoa; Arthropoda; Insecta; Coleoptera; Buprestidae. Bases 233 to 1579 code for a protein of 448 amino acids. The transcript is spliced from 6 exons. Gene Ontology annotation, molecular function: signaling receptor activity.